Arachis stenosperma is the source of this 5213-nucleotide messenger RNA. RefSeq lists its product as uncharacterized. Gene Ontology annotation, biological process: negative regulation of DNA-templated transcription. The record is from RefSeq and is a predicted model, not a curated record. The transcript has 9 exons. Gene Ontology annotation, molecular function: transcription corepressor activity. The coding region runs from base 366 to 4181 and encodes 1271 amino acids. Lineage: Eukaryota; Viridiplantae; Streptophyta; Magnoliopsida; Fabales; Fabaceae.
UUGCCCUUUUUGUUUUCCAUAAAAGCAGCAGUGCAAAUCCCAAUCUAGAAAAAUAAAAAUCUUUCUGUCCUCGUCUUUGUAUCAAUCUGGCGAAUUGCGUCAUCGUUUAGCAUCAUCCGGCAAGGCUUUCCUUUUUUCUCGGUUCGUUUCCGGCGAGGUAAGACUCUCGCCCAAACACCCCCCUCCCCAAAAAAAUUUCCAAUUCUACCAUUUUGGCCGGGUUUAGGGCUUUCUCCCUUCGGAUCUGGGGCUCUGUGCUGAGGCAUCUGUUUUUCCUUUGAUUUAGGGUUCUUCAGUUAGGAUUUUGCGGUGAAUUACGAGGGAUGAUGCGUUUUGGAAUUUAGGGUUUUUAUUCUCUUGGUUGGAUGGAACCGGGCAUGAGAUCCGAUGGCCCUUCUGGGGCUUUGGUGAAGAACAGGAGAUCUUCAGGGUGUUUGGUUGUUAGGAAGAAAGGUGAUGGAUUGAGUGGUGGGGUUGGUAGUUCUUUCAGCUCCAGGAAGCUGAAUGCAUCAAAGAAAGGGAAGAAGAGGCCCAAGGUUGAGUUAAGUAGUAGCGAUUCGGAAUCGAGUCAGGAGCUAUUGAUGCCAUCUUCUAGAGGGCUUGGUCCUGAGACCAUUCGAGUAUGCAAUGGUUUGACAGCUGUUAAGCGGGACGAGGCUGGUGAUGGUGGAACUGGAAGGAAGCGGGAGAGGUUUGAGGACAUUAGUCAUAACGGUGAUGAGAUGGGGGAGGGAAAUGGUUCAGAGAGGAGGGAAAAGAAACUUAGUAAGAUUGAUGUGUUUGAUUUCGACGAAUACGAUGCUAUGGAUGCAGACAUGAUGAGAAGGAGCCAUGUAGAUAGCAAUGGGGGCGGCUUUGGAGGGGAAAGGCUUGGGGGAGCAAUGCAUGCUGCUAGAGGUGGCACUGAAAGGGAAUUCAAAACUGGUUCAAGCAGACACACCCUUAAUAAGAGAAAGAACUCCCAUUGUGAUAAGGCAAGUCACUUGCACCCAAGAGAUAGUAAAUUAAAGAAGUGGGAUGCAGCUCAGCAUCCUCAGCCCGUGCCGAAGGAGAAGUUUAAUUCUGAUGAAUCCAUUAGGGUUCAAGGGAAAAAUGGUGUUUUAAAGGUGAUGGUUAAUAAGAAGAUGUGUAAGCCAUCAAAGCACGUUGAUAAUCGCAAACAUGUAGAAGGGCAACGAAGUUUGAGGGCUGAGGGCAUUGCCAAGAAGAAUGUUCUGAUCCAUCCUUCAUCUUGCUUGGAAAAAAAACCUGUUAAGAAACAAGGUUUACAUGCUAGGACAGAGAAGAAAUUGGUAGCAAGAAGAAAAUCUUUGUCAAGUAACGACAGUAAGGGUGAUGACCAGGAUUCAGAUAACAGUGGCACAUCAUUGAAUGUGGGAGUGAAGUGCAUUAAAGCUUUCAAGUCUUUAAAGAGGGGGACCUCGGACGAUGAACAGACUCCUAAGCAUGAAAAGACCCCAACCACAGCAGGAACUAAAAAGGAGAAAAUAAGGCGUGGUAGUGGCACAGAAAAGCAGAAGCUACGAGAACAGAUACGGGAGAUGCUUCUUAAUGCAGGUUGGACCAUAGACUAUCGCCCUCGGAGGAAGAGAGACUAUCUUGAUGCAGUUUACAUUAAUCCUGGGGGUACAGCCUAUUGGUCCAUCAUCAAGGCCUAUGAGGCGUUUCAGAAGCAAUUGAGUGCUGACGACCCUGGGGCCAAGCCCAAUGGGGAGUGCUCUUCUUUUGCUCGUAUCACAGAUGAUGUGCUUAGUCAGUUAACAAGGAAUACUCAGAAGAAGAUGGAGAGAGAAUUAAAGAAGAAGAAGAAGAAACAGAAGAAGGAAAGACAUGAUAGUGAGAGUGAUAGUGGAAAAGAACCUCGCAUUAAGAGAUCUUUAAGCAACAAGCGUGAUAUGAAUGGCAUGGAAAGUGAUAGUGAUGAAGAGAAAUUAAGCUCCUUUUUAAAGCGGGAGCGUAAGUCAAUGAAAAAUAAAAUGAUUGAAAAUACUGUUAACAGUUGUAGAUCUACAAGCAAGAAAGCUGACCUUCACACAGAUGAAGGAACUGAAAAAUCACUUUUAGGAAAUGAUCCUCAUCAACUACAUGGGAGGAAAAGUAAGAAACAUGGAAGGUGCACUUUAUUGGUUCGUAAUUCCAACAUAGGGUCAAAUUCAGAUUCUGAUGACUAUGUUCCAUAUAUGGGCAAACGAACGGUGCUUUCCUGGUUGGUUGACUCUGGAGCUGUACAGUUAAGCCAAAAGGUUCAGUAUCGUAGAAGGAAACGUGUAAUGCAGGAGGGAUGGGUCACCAGGGAUGGGAUUCACUGUAGUUGCUGUAGUAAAAUACUCACUGUUUCCAAGUUUGGGCUUCAUGCAGGAAGUAAAUUGCGCCAGCCAUAUCAAAACAUAUAUUUGGAUUCUGGAGAGUCUCUUCUACAGUGCCAGAUAGAUGCAUGGAAUAAACAAGAGAAUUCUGAGAAAAUUGCUUUCCAUGCAGUAGAUAUUGAUGGUAAUGAUCCAAAUGAUGAUACUUGUGGUAUAUGUGGAGAUGGAGGGGAUUUGAUCUGUUGUGAUGGUUGUCCAUCAACGUUUCAUCUGAGUUGCUUGAAUAUACAGAUGCUCCCCCCUGGUGAAUGGCAUUGUCCAAAUUGCACAUGCAAAUUUUGUGGAGUAGUCCGUGGUCCUGUAAACAAAGAAGAUGAAUCAACUUUAAAUGCCCUACAUAGAUGCAACUUAUGCGAUAAAAAAUUUCAUGAAUGUUGUGCUAAGGAGAUGAAAACCCUUCCUACUAACUCCGAUAUGUCAAGCCCUGCCUUUUGCGGAAGGGACUGCAAAGAGCUUUCUGAGCACUUGAAGAAAUACCUUGGUACUAGGCAUGAAAUAGAUGGAGGCUUCACAUGGUCUCUCAUUCAUAGAACAGAAGACGACUCAGAGGCAUCUAGUAGGGGAAUUAUGCAGAGGGUUGAAUGGAACUCCAAGUUAGCUGUUGCACUGACUGUGAUGAAUGAAUGCUUUUUGCCAGUUAUUGAUAGGAGAAGUGGGGUCAAUUUAAUACAUAAUGUUUUAUAUAAUAGUGGGUCAAACUUCAGCCGGUUGAAUUACACUGGCUUUUAUACUGCGAUUUUGGAGCAAGGCGAUGAAAUAAUUUCUGCAGCUUCUAUCAGGUUCCAUGGGACCAAGUUAGCAGAGAUGCCAUUCAUUGGAACUCGCCAUAUGUAUAGGCAUCAGGGGAUGUUGCGCAGGCUUUUUUCUGCCAUUGAAUUGGCCCUUUGCUCUCUGAAGGUUGAGAAAUUGGUUAUUCCAGCCAUCUCUGAACUGAUUCAUACAUGGACAACAGUUUUUGGCUUCAUGCAUCUUGAGGAAUCACUCAGACAGGAAAUGAGGUCAUUGAAUAUGUUGGUCUUCCCCGGUAUAGAUAUGUUGGAGAAAGUGCUAACCAAACAAGGAAAACUUGAUGGUGUUGAGAAAAUGGAAACUAGAGAUGAAUUUGUUACUAUGCCUAAUAUGGCUGGUAAGUUGGAUAUGAAUUCCUCAGCUCUGGAAGAUCCUGAACGGAGUGAUCAUGCUAAUUCAAAUCCUGACAAUGAGAUAAACGACGACUCUAGUGAUGCUUCUCAAGAACAGGAUAAUCACAUUUUGGUUGACAGCACCAAGUCUCAUUCUGCAGAUAGAUCAUCUGAUUUUGUUUCAAAUCAAUGUGUUUCUCCUUCUAGUACCAGGGAUGAUGUGCUAGAAACAAACAAUAAAGCAGUGACAGCUUUUCCUGAUUGCCAUGAACUUGCUGCUUUGCAUUCGGUGAGUGUAUGUUCGGACCCUGAUUCUGCGAAAAAUCUGGCACAACCUGUUUCUGAUGGGAAAUGUCACAUGCACACUGAUGACGUUAAUCCAGGGUUGGAUUCUCAAGUGGGAGAUAAUGCUUUGUUUUCUAAAGAGGUUGAUAUGAAUGAUGCCCGUGAUGAGGUUCCUGAAGGUGAUCAAUCAGUGAAUUUAUCUCAGGGUAAAAUUACGAAGGAGAAAAAUGAAGUUGUGGAUGUCUCUGGUUCUGUUCCCAAUCAUGCUGAUGAGAGUUCUUUGCAAGUGAAAUCUGAUUUGAUGGAUGAAAUUGUAUUGGAGGGAGAAAAGAAUUUGGACAAAGAGGUUGCAUCACGUGAAAUGUGUGUGGAUGAAACUGGCCUAAGGGCAUCUGGUGCUAGUUCUUAAACUGAUCCAGCUUAAAACAUUGAUCUAGUCUGGUGCUGCUGAUGUUUUGAAUCUACUGCCCAUGCCACUAUUCUUACAGGUUUUCUUCAAAAGAUUCAAUGCCUUGUAAGCAAUCAGUUUUCAAGGCUGAAUAGCUUCUCUAUUGAUUCAAGGGACAGAUAAAAUAAAUUGAUCCCUUGUAUCAACAAGUACGAAUUAAUUAAGGUUCCAAGUUGACUUCAUCUCAUGUCAAUUAUCCUUUUGCCAUAAUGCUUCAAGGAGCUGUUUGCACAGGAUGUGUGCUUUUGGCUGAAGAGGCGUGUCAAUCAAAUGGUUGAGGUUGCCGACCUGUAAUAUGCGAUGAUCCUCUGUACACCUGCAGAUCCUUUGUAGAUGAUUAUGAUUCACAACAUUUAUAUCUGAUGUCUGAAUCCGUAGGAGUCGAUUAGUCUUCCUUCUCAACCUUUGUGUGGCAUUCACAAUUUGCUCACAUGACAUUAUCAGUUGGAGAUACCUAGACCAGGUUUUGGUUUUGGUUGGCAGCAUUUUUUAUUGACUUGUCUACAUUUUGAUGGGCCAUUUACUGAAAGCAAGACACCAAAAGUUCUUUUUCCAAUCCACAGCACCUUCUGCUCAUUUGUUUGAUCCAUGUCUGCCCAAGUUCCUCAUCCAGAAAUUUUGUCUAUAUAUGUUCCUCAAAAGGUCUGUGCAAUUCAAAAUGAAGACUUAAAUGGGAUUUUCGUAUAAAACACGAACUUUAUCCUUUGGUGUACUGUGUUGCUGUAGAUAACAUCCUCUGACUGUAUGAUGUUAAGAAGUUUCUUAGCAAAGGGGAUGUUUGGAUGGGUUGGGAAGGUUUUGUUUUUUGUUCUUUUUUCUUUCUGUAACCAAUGUAAGGUUGAUGUUUGAUGUAGAAUUAUAUUGUUGUAACACUUUUAUGGUCGUUUAGGAUAGUGGCUCCUUCCUCAUUUUGAGAGCUUUUAUGUAUAUUUUUGUUGCUCAAAAGCUGGCGGAAUUUUGAAAUGAAAAUGCUGCAGCUGCAAGUGCCAAUUU